GUUUGUUUUUGGAAUUGGUGGGGCAGGGUGAGGAUCUUCAAGCCAUGGAUGUCAAAAUCUGUGGAUACACAAUCCAACUGUAUAGCCCCCUCCCCUCCAAAGUUUCAAGUGAGAAUUGGGAAAAGCCUGCCUUUUUCCAGCUGAGCUUGCCCAUCAGGUAACUUAUCUUCUGACACCUGUCAUCUAUAGAGAUUGUGAGGCAACACAGAUGCUGGGCAGUGGGUGCUUUUUCUGUGGUCAUGUCCCAGUUGCAGAAUUGCCUCUCCGGAAGAUUUGCCGGUGCCAUCCUUGCUAUCUUUUAGAUGCCAGUCUCGGCCCUUCCUGUUUGCCUGAGAUUUCAAGAGGAACUGGUACUCAUCGGCCACAGUGGUUUUGGUGGCACCUUGGCACAUCACUGCUAUUUCAGCUGCCUUUGGAAAUUGCACUCUUUGUUGUGGAAUAAUGCACAGCUUGUUAGUUGCCCUGAAGGUUGUUCUGGCUACAAGGGUGGGUCCUUUAAUAUAUAUAUAUUUUACAAAUAGCAUUAAUAUUGUGCUGCCAUCCUUUGCCACUUCCUUCAAGAAGAAUAUAGACUUCAUGUAAAAUGCAGCAUCUGUGUAGAAGAGGCCGGACGGGAAGAACCACUGUUUAUAGUUUCCUGUUGUCCUCCCCUCCUCCUAAUUUCAGAUUGACUUUCAUGUCUCCCUUCCUCCAGGGAAUGCAGCAAUUGCCUUUUCAUGUAGAAUAUAUUUAUCUCCUUGGCACAGAAGAUGGAUGCUAACCGAAUAACUACAUCUUGGCAGAAUCUCAUUUAGUAAACAUACACUCCACGUGCAAAAAGUUGUACAUAGCCAAAUGAAGAAUCUGAAGAUGGCAAAGCAGCAAACGCAAGGCCAAUGACUUGAAGGGUUUCCAACAGAGAGCCAGAAAAUUACAGGUCAUUCAUCUUAACAUCUGUUCUAGGCAGCCCAGUGGAAAGCAUCCUUAACUAUGAAAUUAUCAGGUGUAUAGAAAGAGGAGGCUCGCUGAAACAGAAUCGACAUGAGUUCUGGGCAGAUGUCCAUCAUCCUUUCGGGUCUUAUCCACAUCUUCCGACCACUCCUAUCCUCCCUUUCCGGUGCACUCGACUGCGAGGGCUUAGGACCAUGGUACUUCCUGCUGGGCCUUCGCAUUGUGGCCAUUUUCUUCUCAAACGGGCCAUGGGACUCAGUGAAGGAGGACGUGGCCUGCAAUUGGGUGGCCCCCAUCGAAGACAAGUCACGGGACUUCUGCACAACCCUAUGUCACAACCUCCACUUCCCAUUCUCUGUGGCCGGGGUGUGGGGACUUGUGUUCAUUGCCCUGCUACUCCUGGUGGGACUCAUGAGACUGAGCAGCCCAAAGAAGAAAAAAGAAGAUGGAGAAAAUGGGAAUGGAAACGGGAACGGGAACGGGAACGGGAAAGAGGAUAAAGAAAAAGGCUUAGCUAUUGUGGAAAAGGCACCGCAUGGGAGCACUGCUGACAUGUCCACCGUCUACUGGGUUGGGCGUCGUGGUCUCCCUAGACGCUACGGGGCCUACCGUUCUCACCCCCACCAUCCCCACUACUACUACGGCCACCAUGAUUGGCAUGAUUGGGCUGAUUGGCACGGGGCACCCAUGGUUGGUGAACAUUAUCCUGAUACGGGCUUUGUUCCACCGGACGUUGGAGGCUAUGGCAUGCCUAUCCAUCAGGAGCACAUUAGCCAGACCAAAAUGCCCGACCACUACUAUGACAUGGCUCAAACCAAAACGGGUGCCUACCCAAAGGACAUAAAGCAAAGCAACAAGCCCACACAUGGCCCUGGAACAGAACAAUAUGCAAUGUCUAGCUCCCCAGGUCAGGUGAGACAAACCCGUAGUGCACCCUAUUAUGCAGAAAAGGGACAGUAUAGUGCACCCACCAAGAGUAUCCCUAUUCCCAUUCAUGGCUCACCCCAUAGAGGCAAGAUAACCCCCCGUGGUUCUCCUGGCAAUGAACAUGAUGAGACCUUCCAGCAGAGGUAUAUUAACCCCAAUGACUGUACAAAAUACACUGGCCAAAGUAAGAUGAUGCCUAGAUACUGUGAAGAUGGCCAAUAUGGCAUGGCAUCCAAAUGCAGGCCAGACAUUGAAGGGAGCAUGGGCCAGAUUGCUGUAGUAGAUGACAGUCCAAACAUGGCCAUCAAGCGUCGGCCAGUUCAGGGGACUAAAACACACACAAAACACCAUGUGAAUUUUGAUGCUGCUGGCAACACGUAUGCCCAACCUUGCAUGACCAAGGAUCCCAGCUGCAAGCCCGCUGGUGGGAAGAAAACCAUGGCCGGACCAAGCACUGGGGCAAGCCAUGGCAAUGCAGCCUGUAUGUGCACUAACACAGAUCCAUGUCACAUGGGCCACAAAUGGGAAGCCCAUUGGGAACCCCCUUGUGAGCCCUGCUGCAGGGCUGAGCCCACCCACCGCGAGGGGCAUGGAAGUCGGAGAACUGCUCCUGGGACACAGGAGGAAGCCAAGAUGUCUAUCAGGAAAAUCUGUGGCGUGCCGCUCUUUGACAUCUGGGUGGCCCUUCUUCUUGCGAUGGAGAUCGGCUUCCUCUGUGUUGUGAUUCUUUUUCAGGUGCCCACUCUUUUGGGGAGGUCAUGGAUCUGUACGCCAGGAGCUUCUGGGUGUCCCCAAAGUGUCGAAUGCACUAUCAAAGGGAGGGCCGAAAAGCGAGUGGCUCUCUGGGGACUAGUGUUCACCUCCAUUCUUUUUAUAAUCGCCUGUAGCGGCUACUUUAACCUACGCUUCUGCUGGAAUCAGCGGUGCCAACAAAUGUGCAACGGGGAGGAAAGUGGGGAUGAAGCAAUCACUGAGACAGGAAAGCGGGAUGAGGAGGAAGGUGGCAAUGAGAACAAGGAAGGAGACUGAAGAAGGAGAAGAGAUGGUGAGGCAUACUCAGCUUGUCUUUGCUGUACACUUCAGGUUGCAGGUCAGGCUAGCAACACGGCACCCUUUCCCAAACUCAGCCCUCCAAACUGUUGCUGGAUUUCAAAUGUCAUCGUCCCAAACCAGCACAACCAACAUCUGGGAUAGUGGGGUUUGUAGUCCAAUAAUAUCUGGGGAGAUUGAGAAAGACUGUAAAAAUUCUUUUAGUUGAAACCCAGAAGUCACAAUUUUGGCUUGUAUUCCCUAAUAGCUUCAUUCUCUGUCUUCUAGGAUUUUCUCUUGGUAUAGAGAAGAAACCCAUCAUGGGAAUUUCCUCCUUCUUGUCAUCUUAGUGUAGUCUUCUAUUUUCUUCCUCUACACAUUAUGUGCUGGUUGGGUAUCUCUAAUUCAAAAAUGCUUAGGAUCAGAAGUGUUCCACACUUCAGAUUUUUGAAUACUUUCAUAAUAAGAUCUGGGACAUGAGUGUAAACAUGAAAUUCAUAUAUGUUUCAUGCAUAUCCUAACCUAAUUUUUAUUUUAAAUAAUUUUGCACAUGAAACAAAGCUUGUGUGCGUUAUAUCAUCGGAAAGCAAAGAUAUCUCCAUCUCAGUCCCCUAUGUGGACAACUGGAGUAUUUUAGAUUUUAGAAUUCUGGAUGAGGGAUACUGUAUAAUUAAUAGAACAGCUCCUAGAUUUCCAAUUCUAAGUUUGCCUUCUAUGACAGUUGUUCCCAAUCUUUAGUUUUCCAGAUGUUUUGGACUUCAGCGCUCAGAAUUCCUGACAGUUGGCCAAGAUGGAUUAGGCUUCUAGGAGUAGAAAUCCCAAACAUCUGAAGGACUAAACUUUGGGAAUCAUUGCUCAAUGAGUUAGUUAAUCAAUUUCCUGGCGAUACCACUUGAAAUGAUGGGAUAGAUCUAAAUACUCAGACAGCAAGAGACCCAGUCUGAUCUUGGAUGCUAAGAAAAAUCAGACCUGGUUAGUAUUUGGGUGGAAGACUGCCAAGGUGCUGUAGGCUAAAUUUCAGAGGAAGGAACUGGCAAAACCACUUCUUGAGUAUCCCUUGCCUAAGAAAAUCCUAUGAAAUUUAUGGGGUUACCUUAAGUCAAUAGACAACAUAAAGGCAUAUACACAUGCACUGAAAAUAACAUUCCGCCCACCUUUUUAUAUUAGAAAACUAGGUGCCAAGAAGAAGGGCUUUAAUUUUCUCCUUGACACCUCAAUAUUUUAUGUGCAAGAACAUUUUAUUGUCUGGAGAAGCAUUAACUGUUCUGAGUCUCUACUUGACCUGCAAAGAGGUACAGCUAGAACCUCUUUGCCAACCUGUAUCUGGCAUUGAUGAGUCUGCAGCAGAUGUUUAUACUACCUCUUUUGUUUUGUUUCUCUAGCCCACAAAACCUGCCACCUGCUAUCUCUGUGGCAUUAUGAGAAAUGCCAACUGUAAAUUGCAAGUGGGAGGAAGUGGGAGAAACUGGAACAUUUUAAAAACAGUGUGAGGGCAGAGAGUUAAUUGGAACAGUCUCAGCCAAAUGGGCACAGUUGGAGGUUAUGCCACAGAGCAAACUAGGCAAAUAUGAACAUGUCUUCACACUAUACAGUCUGGAUAAUCUAUUGUUAUGGUUUUCAGUCUUGGUUCUCCAAGGAGCUGGCAGGAAUUGAGAUGACAAGGACAAGUAAGGGAGGAAGAAAACAAAUGAAGAGAGGAAGAGAUUGGGAUGUGUUGAGCUCCUGCUUCAGGUAGCAGAUAUGAGAUUCAUGGAGGAACUGCAAAUCGCUUGAUGCUUAAUUCAUUAUUGUACUUUCUUCUGUCAAGAACUGAAAGUGCUGCUUGUGAGAUUCUCUGCCUCAUGGUCCAAACUAAUUUGUCUCACCUAAGGUGUUAGGCCUUAACUUUGAAUGUAUGACAGAAUGGGCUGUAUCCUCAGGCUACCUGUAUAUACUCAGGUAGAUGUCUCAAAAUUUUCAUUUUCUGUAUAUACUCAGGUAUAUACUUACUGUAUAUAUUCAGAUAGAUUUCUCAAAUUUUUCAUAAAAAUCAUCAACCCAAAAAACUUGGGCUGACUUGCCCACAGGUCAUUGUAAGUACUGUAACUCAAAUAAAAAAAGAAAUCAUUCUCCUCUCUCAGUAGAGUGGCAAAAGGCAAGAGCCCAGGAGAACUUCAGUGAAGUACCUCUACCUUCCACUUUCUGAUACAGGGGCUUUCCCUUUUCUGAAGAAUUAUUCUCAAUUUAUCCAUAGAUUAUAUCAAAAUCUGUAACUUGCCGUCAACUUAUACAUGAGGUCAACUUAUACAUGAUUAUGUGUGGUAUUCACUGCUGGUUUCAUGUCCUGCUCAAUUCACCUGUUUUUUCCCCGAGCCUUCACCAAAAUAUCUUACAUGCUUCAAGCCACAGUCAUAAAGAGUAUAUAUUAUAUUAUUAUAUAUGAACUUAAAUUCAACAGCUUCUACACAAGAUUUCAUGCAAUCCCUGGAUUGUCUGUUUUAGGGCACAUCUAUAUUGUAGAAUCAAUGCAGUUUAACACCGCUUUAACUGCCACAGCUCAAUGCUGUGGGAUCUUGGGAUGAAGGAACUCAAGGGGCCUGAUUUAAUCUGAUUUAUAAAUAGCAAUUGUAUUAAGAAUAGUUUGAUUAAAUGAAUAGUCUUCUUAAGUGUUAGAAGAGAUCAAUAAGAAGAGUUUGCCACAAAUGCUACCAAGUGGCAGCAAUAAACAAGCCCAUUACAUUCCUUAGAGAUGUAAAAGUCACUGGUUCAGGAAAGUCACACCAGCAGACAAUAUAUUCUUUGAAGACAGUGGCCUUAGAUGCAGGAGUCAGAGUUGGCAUUUUGUUUUCUUUUGAUUUUGAUAGAUGGACAUUUGCUGUUUUGAUAAGGGUCUGACCAAAUGGUGCCAUGAAUAGGAUGAAAAGAAAGAAAGCAUGGGAACGGAAGAAUUUUGAAGGUGUGAAAUAUCCUUGGAAAUCCUAUAAAAGUCCAACCAAGCUGUAUCUUGGGGUGGCACUUCUUUUCAUGCUACCCACAGAUUUUAUUCUACAGAAUAAAGCCUGUUGUAUCACUCUCCUCGCCUCAGAAUCUAUUUUGAACCACAUGCUUCUGAGGUUUAAUGAAGCCAAGCCUCUUCAGGGAGCCGAAGUUUGGUGAUGCACCAGCACUCUUUAGCAGAGAAAGCUAUAGACCUUACAAAACUACAACUCUCAUGAUUCCAUAGUAUUAAGUCAUGGCAGUUAAAGUGAUGCCAAGUUGCUGCUGCAUGCCUUCAGGUUGUUUCUAAUUUAGGUAGGUAAAGGUUUUCCUUUGACGUUAAGUCCAGUCAUGUCCGACUCUGGGGGUUAAUGCUAAUCCCCAUUUCUAAGCUGAAGAGCUGGCAUUGACCAUACACGCCUCCAAGGUCAUGUGGCCGGCAUGACUUCAUGAAGCACCGUUACCUUCCCGCCGGAGCGGUACCUAGUGAUCUACUUACAUUUGCAUGUUUUCGAACUGCUAGAUUGGGAGAAGCUGGGGCUAACAUCGGGAGCUCACCCCGUUCCCCGGAUUCGAACUGUCAACCUUUCGGUUAACACGUUCAGCAGCUCAGUGGGGGCUCCAUGAUUCUAAUUUACGGCAACCUCAAAGCAAUCCUAUCAUGAGUUUACUUGGCAAGAUUUGUUCAGAAGUUUGCCAUUGUUUUCCUCUGAGGCUGAGAUUGUGUGACUUGCCAAAGGCCACCCAGUGGAUUUCAAGAAAUAUGAACCUUGUUCCUCAACACAACCUUCAAACCAUGAUCCCAUGUUGGCUACUAAGCUCUUUAUAAACUUUGGAGUUAGAAGUUCCGCUUGUUGUCAUGUCUAUUGUUUGAACCUGUGUGAUGCUCAGAUAGUAUAACUCAAUUGUGUUUCUUUCGCCGUUCUUGGUAAUAAAAAGUGCUGGAAAUGUAUUUUAUUUUAUUUUCAAAAUAAAAACUGUCAUUUUGUUGUGCUCCUUUUAAACAGCUCUUGUUAGUGUGCUCACCGUGGAACUCCUGUUAACUGAGAGAAACCCUUGCGGUCGAUAAAAAUCAUCCCCAUCGAGAAUUCAUAUAUCAAAGAGAGUUAUAUGGCUCCCAUAAAUGUUUGCUCAGAUGGCAAGAUUGCUGCUUAUAAAGCAGGCUGCUUCUUUACCCAUUAUUUCUGUGCAUAAUGUAUGAUGGCCCCAUGAUUUUUUUAAAAAGUCUGGCAUUAAAUAAUAAAAAUAUGUUUGGAUGAAA
This is a messenger RNA of Anolis carolinensis (green anole), 7102 nucleotides long. RefSeq lists its product as uncharacterized. NCBI's taxonomy places the organism in Eukaryota, Metazoa, Chordata, Lepidosauria, Squamata, Anolidae. The transcript is spliced from 2 exons. The coding region runs from base 1021 to 2886 and encodes 621 amino acids. The record is from RefSeq and is a predicted model, not a curated record.